This is a messenger RNA of Temnothorax curvispinosus, 1298 nucleotides long. RefSeq lists its product as uncharacterized. Gene Ontology annotation, cellular component: membrane. The record is from RefSeq and is a predicted model, not a curated record. Bases 217 to 660 code for a protein of 147 amino acids. The transcript is spliced from 5 exons. NCBI's taxonomy places the organism in Eukaryota, Metazoa, Arthropoda, Insecta, Hymenoptera, Formicidae.
UACUUUUGAUAUCAUUUUUAUAGUUCCAAGAAGGAAAAAACAAGUAACUAACAUGAGUUACUAGAAUAUUAUCAAAAGGUGUUAUAUCAAUUUCCUCUGUAUGAUAUCAUCGGUGACGUUCUCCACUCACUCAAAAUGUAUCGCUUCAGUCAAUCGUUAUCUGCCGAUGUAGAACUACGUACUUUCAUCAGGAACUGACAUUAGGACGAGGCGACAAUGAUGGGUGUUGUCAUAAACGUUGAAUAUUUGAGAAGUUGGAAUGGCAUUUUUAAGAUCAUACAAUUGGUGUUGGGUACGAUUUACGUUGGAAUCAUCGGUCACGAGUUCAAUAACGGCUAUAUUAUCUACCCUGCAGAAGUUUACUUUCUUGUCGCAACAUGUACUUUCUACAUUGGCACUUUUAUUCUCUUUAUCGGUUAUCUAAUGUCUCCUUCUGCUGCAUCUAUUAUACCUAAAACAAUUUAUGAAUUUCUAUAUCAUUCCGUUGCGUCCAUUUUAUUACUUGCGGCUUCAAUAGCAUUGAUGGUGCAGAUACAUAAGCAAGGCAUUAUACUUUUAAACUAUAAUGCGUUAUUAGCAGCUUCCAUUUGCAGUCUGCUAAACACCAUUUUAUACAUCUGCAACGCGGUCAUCGGCUUUGGCACUUAUGGAGAUGAUUGAAGAAUUAAAUUAAACGUUUGUAAUUUUCUAAACAACAAAAAUGGAUUAUUCCUAUAUAAAUUGUCCUUACACAAGCCAGACUUACAUAUUUUAGAAACUUUAUUUAAUUAAAUCAUUAUGAAAACGUUGUACAAAAAAUUUUGAUUGUCUGACUAUGUUUCUUACUUAGCGGGUAUCGAAAAAGUAUCGAAGAAUGUUUUUGUUAUAUCUUUCAUGGAUCAUUGAUAACAUUCAAAAACAUUCGCUAUGAUUGCAACUAGUAUUUUUGCAAAAUAUAGAUAUAUUUUAUAUAAACAUAUUUAUUUUAUAUGUGUAUGUAAUAUUUAUACCUAUUAAGUAAAUAAUCGAGAAAAACUAUAAAUUGCACGAUUUCUAUUAGAAUUCGCACAAAAAUGCGUGAUCAGAUUGUCCCAUAGACGGAUUAUUUUUAUAAGACAGAGUUAUUAUAGUUUUCUUUCUUUUCAAUUCUUGCUCAAUUAGCGCAAUAAUUCACGAGAUUUUGAAGUUAAUUACUUUGUAUAUCACACAAUUUUGUUUCUUCGAUUCUUUUUGUAUUCAUAUUAUUGUUAAAACACAUCUUAGACAAUUUAUCUAUAAUUCCUACCACAUUGUAAAAUCCUGGUUAUAAUUUUGAACAG